Messenger RNA from Durusdinium trenchii, 1852 nucleotides. The record is from the annotation of a GenBank genome assembly. Lineage: Eukaryota; Dinophyceae; Suessiales; Symbiodiniaceae.
AGUCCACUUAGCUCCCAGCACCGUCCUCCGCACCGGUGGUGUGGUGUGUUGACCAUGGGCGCGUGUAUAGGAAAGCCGGACGUGAAGGGUAGCAUGAUCAUUCAUGAUCAAGAAGAAGAACGCUUUACGACUCGUGAAGUGGUAGAGACCACGCGGAAUCAGCGGGCUGAAAGCAUCACCCGCAGUCAGUUGAUCCUGAGUCACGCGGGGGGACGUGCAGUCGAUGUACAAGAUGCAGAACAAUAACAUCGGCGAAGGCACGUACGGUUCUGUGGCGAUCGGAGUGCACAACAGCACGGGCGCCAAGCGAGCCAUCAAGACCAUGUCCAAGGCGAACUUGAAGCACGUGGUCCGAUUUCAGCAGGAGAUCGCCAUCAUGAAAUCGAUGGAUCAUCCAAACAUCAUCAAGCUCUAUGAAACCUUUGAAGAUCGAAAACACAUCUACUUGGCCAUGGAGCUUUGCACCGGCGGUGAGCUCUUUGAUCGGAUCAUCGAAGUGGGCCAGUUCACCGAGAAGGACGCUGCCAUUGUGGUGCAGCAGAUGCUCUCAGCGGUCUUCUACAUGCACAAGCGCCAGGUGUGUCAUCGAGAUUUGAAACCUGAGAACUUCCUGUUCCUGACCAAGGGGCCGAUGGAGAAGAACUUGUUGAAGAUCAUCGACUUCGGCUUGUCCAAAUGCUUCGAGGCUGAUGUGCCCAUGAGCACCAAAGCUGGAACGCCCUACUAUGUCGCACCGCAAGUGCUUCAAGGCAAGUAUGACGCUUCCUGUGACAUUUGGAGCUGUGGAGUGAUUAUGUACACCAUGCUGUGUGGCUAUCCGCCCUUCUAUGGGAAGACGGACCAGGAGGUCCUCAGUAAAGUGCGCAAAGGGAUGUACCAGUUCGAGCCAAAGUAUUGGAGACACAUCUCUCAAGAUGCCAAGAAGCUCAUUACGAUGCUCUUGAAGUUCGAGCCCGAGACACGGCAGCUCGAGAGAGCGUUGCAGGACACCUGGAUCAAAGACAAAGCGCCCAAGGCGCAGAAUGUUUGCCUCCAGGACCAUCUCGUCCGCAAUCUCAAGAAUUUCAGGUCCAAGAACAAGCUCAAGAAGGCGGCUCUCAACAUCAUCGCUGGGCAGAUGAGCGAGUCGGAGAUCACCGACUUGCGCGAGACCUUCAAGUCGCUGGACGCCAACGGCGACGGCUUCCUGACGGUCUCCGAGCUGCGCGACGGCAUUGAGAAGGCGCAGCUGCGGCGACCGACCAUCGACUUGGACGCGGUGGUGGAGGGCGUCGACGCCGAUGGCAGCGGCCUCAUCGACUACACGGAGUUUUUGGCCGCCACACUGGAUAAGCGGGUCUACCUCCAGCGGGACGUGUGCUAUACCGCCUUCGCGGUCUUCGACCAAGACGGUGAUGGCCGCAUCACGCUGGACGAGCUGAAACAGAUCUUGGAGAACGGCUCGGUGGAUCAGAUGAUGGAUGGAUGCAAGUCAGAGGAACUCUUACAUGAGGUGGAUCAGAAUGGUGAUGGUUCGAUCGACUUCGAGGAGUUUAUGGAUAUGAUGAGAGGUCGAUCCAUGUCCAUGGACACCACCACACCCAGAUCCAAGAUGGGCGGACGCUCAGCACGCUCUGGACGUUCUCGCGAUGUGUCGCCCAGCUUGUUGAGAUCCCGGAGCAAAGUGAGUCAACAUGAAAAGGCGCAGAAGUGUCACCUGGAUGCAUCAGGAGUCGUUUUACUGCCUUCACGCCUUCUCUUUUUUAGCGGAAGAAGACGCUCUUGGCACCGUUCACCCUUGGGGCGGCCAAAGAGGUGGAGCUGAAGUGAGUGACAGCUACAUGGUGUCCGGUGACAGCCUCAGAAAGUGGCC